This is a messenger RNA of Penicillium maclennaniae, 183 nucleotides long. Its product is annotated as mitochondrial 54S ribosomal protein bL33m. Gene Ontology annotation, molecular function: structural constituent of ribosome. Gene Ontology annotation, biological process: translation. Gene Ontology annotation, cellular component: ribosome; mitochondrion. The record is from RefSeq and is a predicted model, not a curated record. The transcript has 2 exons. Lineage: Eukaryota; Fungi; Ascomycota; Eurotiomycetes; Eurotiales; Aspergillaceae. Bases 1 to 183 code for a protein of 60 amino acids.
AUGGCGAAGAAAGCGAAGUCACGCACCAUUGCCGUCCGGCUGAUUUCAAUGGCCAUGACGGGCUACUACCGCACAAUGAUGCGCCCCCGUGUGCACCGACCCCUCAGCAUGCUCAAGUACGACCCCGUCGUGAAGAAGAAGGUGCUGUUCCUCGAGGCGACCAAGGGUGGAAAGGCGAAAUAA